This is a messenger RNA of Chenopodium quinoa (quinoa), 2280 nucleotides long. Its product is annotated as (3S,6E)-nerolidol synthase 1-like. The transcript has 4 exons. NCBI's taxonomy places the organism in Eukaryota, Viridiplantae, Streptophyta, Magnoliopsida, Caryophyllales, Amaranthaceae. Gene Ontology annotation, molecular function: terpene synthase activity; magnesium ion binding. The record is from RefSeq and is a predicted model, not a curated record. The coding region runs from base 1 to 777 and encodes 258 amino acids.
AUGGGAAUUCUUCCUGUGCUAGAUAUGUUCGAAGAGAGAUUAGAGCUUGCAAAAGCAGUAUCAUUUAGCUACAUGAUUGAUGACAUAUUUGAUGCUUAUGGAACGUACGAUGAGCUCUGUCUAUUCACAGACGCCAUUAACAGAUGGGAAUCCGCUGAUGUUACACAAUUACCCAAUUGCAUGAAAGUAUGCUUCAAGGCUCUCAAGGAGGCCACGAAUGAAUUUAGCUCCAAAAUUGAAACAAAGCAUGGAUGGAACCCAAAACGAUGCUUACAAAAAUUGUGGGCAGAGCAAUGCAACGCGCGCUUUAUUGACUUGAAAUGGAGAGUUGACAAGUACUCACCUAACCCUGAAGAGUAUCUAAACAACGGGAUAGUUACUUGUGGAGCUCAUGUAGUUUUGGCACACGCAUUUUUUCUUCUGGGCAAAGAAAUCAACAAGAAGAGUUUUGAGGAGUUGAAUAGCCUUCCUUCAAUUAUAUCUUCCACGUCUACCAUUCUUCGCCUAUGGAAUGAUGCAUGGGAUCAUACGGAUAGGACUCCAAAUGGAGAAGACAGUUCCUAUGUAGAUUGGUACAUGAAAGAACAUAAAAUAAGCUCAUAUGAUAUCGCGAGGCAGCAUGUUAGUCGAAAGAUUUCAGAUGCAUGGAAGUGUCUCAAUAAGGAGUACAUGUCGUCUACAUCUCCGUUCUCAAAUGACUUCAAGGCAGCCUGCCUUAAUUUAGCAAGGAUGGUUACCAUUAUGUAUAGCCAGGAUGAGAGUCAUCAUCUUCAUUAAUUCAUUGUGGAACCCAAAAAUUAGUGUCGCAUGAUAAAAAUUACCCUACAUGCGUGCCCUGAUGCCCACUUGAUUCAAAAAGUUCUCGAAAAAAUAAUAGAUGGGAAAAGUAAAUUAAGGCCGAGAAAAUAAUACGAAGUAAUUAAUAAGACUUCCUAGAGAUAGCAAAUGGAUUGAUCCUAGUACACGUUAAGUAAAGUAAAAAACAAUUUGACUUAUAUACGUCAUGGAAUAAAAUUAUUUGACUUACGUCAGUGUAAAGUCAAAAAAAAAAAAAUCGAAAAUUAUAAUAAUUAAUUGAAAAUAUUGAUUUUAAUAAUUCCACCUUUAGCUAGUUUACUGUUAAUAAUCCCACCUUUAGAUUAUUAUUUAAUAAUUCCGCUUUUAUAGGGAUCUUCUUCUAUGGGUCCCUUAUGACCGAUAACCUGUACAUUUGGUAAAUUUUUUUUAUAUAAUUUAAUUGACAUGUGGCACUAAAUAAUUGGUCAAAAAAAAUUAAAGAAAAAAACUAAAAAAAAAAAUUUGGUCAAAAAAUUACAAAGAAAACCUAAUUUUUUUUCCCCCAACGACCACCCUAACCUCCAACCUCCGGCAGCCCGUCCUCCCCAUCCCCAUCGCUGGAACCCCCAUACCUAUCGCCGAAAUAUCCAUUUUCAUCCCCACCCAGCAAAAACCGGCCAGCUCCCCCUAAAACCACCCCGAUUUUCAAUUAAAAAAAGUUAAAAAAAAAAAACCUUCAAGAGCGGUUAGAGGGGGUUUUCGAUGGAGUUUCGUGGGUUUAUGGCGGUUUUUUCGACGGAGUUUCGAGGGUUAAUGGCGGAUUUCGGUGGAGUUUUGGUGGUUUAUGGUGGUUUCGAGGGUGGGAUUUAGGUCAGGGGGUGAUUUCAACGGUGGAUUUGAUCGACGAGGUGGUCUUUGCUUCUGGCCGGCCUUUUUGGGGGUUUAGGGUGGCGGCCGACCGGUUUACGGUGGGGCUAGGUUAAGGGUUAGGGUUUCACGGUGGGAGGAGGGGUGGCUGAUGGUUUUUUGUUUUUUUUUUAGUUUUUAAUUAAUUUUUUUUUUAUUCAAUCAAUUACAAAACGACACAUGACAUCUUAACUUAUCAAAACUGGUUACCAAGAGGUUAAGCACCAAUAGAAGUUGAUCCCUUAUAAAGGUGGGAAUAUCAAAUAAUAAUCAAAAUGUGGGAUUAUUAACAGCAAAUCGGCUAAACUUGGGAUUAUUAGAAUCAAUUUUUCCUAAUUAAUUUUUGAAACAUCAACUUUUAUAUGUGGUUGAGGGUUGAUUUGUUAGUGUUACAGUCUUCCAGGGGUUACUCGGUCAGUAUGAUAAGUGUGCUUAGAUUUUGAAUUUCUUAAGUUUCAAAGCUUGUGAUUGAAAAAUGGAAAAAAAAAUGUUAAAGUUAUUACUCUCCUUCUCUGUUUUUUUAAGUGUUACGUACACUUACCAAAUGCAGCCGUGUUUUUUCAAGUGUUAUUAUUUUUUUAUUUGCGAAAAACUUAU